GUCUGGCAGCUGGGCCUAUUUCCGUUAGGAUCCGCGGAGGCGGUGGCUGCGGCAGUGCGGAACCAGCAGUGUCUGCUGAGCUUCUGCGUAGACAUGGCGGCGGCUUUUCGGAAGGCGGCUAAGUCCCGGCAGCGGGAACACCCCGAGCGAAGCCAGCCCGGCUUUAGAAAACAUCUGGGCCUGUUGGAGAAAAAGAAAGAUUACAAACUUCGUGCAGAUGACUACCAUAAAAAACAAGAGUUCCUCAGAGUUCUGCGGAAGAAGGCACUUGAAAAAAAUCCAGAUGAAUUCUACUAUAAAAUGACUCGAGUUAAACUCCAGGAUGGAGUUCAUGUUAUUAAGGAGACCAAGGAAGAGGUAACUCCCGAACAGCUAAAGCUGAUGAGAACUCAGGAUGUCAAAUAUAUAGAAAUGAAAAGGGUCGCAGAAGCUAAGAAAAUUGAAAGACUGAAAUCAGAGCUCCAUCUGCUGGAUUUCAAGGGGAAGCAACCGAAGAAGCAUGUAUUUUUUUUUGACACCAAAAAGGAAGUUGAACAGUUUGAUCUUGCAACUCACCUGCAAACAGCCCCGGAACUAGUGGACAGAGUCUUUAACAGACCCAGGAUAGAGACCUUGCAGAAGGAAAAAGUGAAAGGAGUUACCCCUGGGACUCGACUCAAGCGGCUAGCCAAAGAAAGACAGAAGCAGUAUAACUGCCUGGCACAGCGGAUCGAGCGAGAGAAGAAAUUGUUUGUUAUUGCUCAGAAAAUUCAAACACGCAAAGAUCUUCUGGAUAAAACUCAGAAAGUGAAGGUGAAGAAACAAACAGUGAACUCCCCCGCUAUUUACAAAUUUCAGAGUCGUCGAAAGCGUUGACAUGUUAUAGAUAAGCCUUGUCAUUCUGCAUCAAAAAGAAUUCCUUUUUUUUUUUUAGUAUCUGCACAUUCCAUUAGUCCAGGUGACUUGGUGUUCUGGUUUGUAGCCGUAAUUGACUAUCAGUCUGACAUUUGAGGUCUUUCUGUGAAUAGUAUUAAAGUCCCUUUCCCCACGUGACUCUG
Tupaia belangeri chinensis (Chinese tree shrew) is the source of this 1037-nucleotide messenger RNA. RefSeq names its product UTP11 small subunit processome component (gene UTP11). Gene Ontology annotation, biological process: rRNA processing. The coding region runs from base 94 to 855 and encodes 253 amino acids. Lineage: Eukaryota; Metazoa; Chordata; Mammalia; Scandentia; Tupaiidae. The record is from RefSeq and is a predicted model, not a curated record. Gene Ontology annotation, cellular component: nucleolus; small-subunit processome. The transcript is spliced from 9 exons.